Oncorhynchus kisutch (coho salmon) is the source of this 5555-nucleotide messenger RNA. It is a transcript of the gene anln, whose product is annotated as anillin, actin binding protein. The transcript has 24 exons. Lineage: Eukaryota; Metazoa; Chordata; Actinopteri; Salmoniformes; Salmonidae. The record is from RefSeq and is a predicted model, not a curated record. The coding region runs from base 199 to 3846 and encodes 1215 amino acids. Gene Ontology annotation, biological process: actomyosin contractile ring assembly; mitotic cytokinesis; septin ring organization. Gene Ontology annotation, cellular component: actomyosin contractile ring.
GUCUGCGCAGUGAACACAGCACUGAAAUUCAAAUAUUGAACAUAUCUGUUUGUUAAAAAAAGAAGGAACGAAAGACGCGUCUGCAGAAACAGCGGCUGAGAAGCUGUCCGCGUUUAGUGUAUCAGGAUAGAUAAACGACGAUUAUUCAGUAUACGUUAGCUAAAUCAAUAGAUUUGAACAAAGAAACUCUUAUCGGAGAUGGAUCCGUUUACCGAGAAACUCCUGGAGAGGACCCGUGCUCGCAGGGAGAACCUGCAGAAGAAGAUGGCAGAGAGACCCACUGCUGCUAACAGACAGAUGGCCAAGCGAGCUAGGGAGCCUCUUGCUGAGACCUGCAACAGCCUGGUCACAGUGCCUGUCAUCGAAAAAGCCCCUCACCCAUCCAGCAAGCCCUCUCCCUCAAAGCGGAGUCGUUCAGGUGAACUUGGCCAGCCCUCCAUGAUUGACGAGGAGAACAGGGAGCCUUCAAUGACUUCUCGCACCCUGACCCCUACUCUGACAGACCCCCAGACUGACCGGAAGCCCCCUACGGGCCCAGCCAGCGUCCGCUCUGCCGCCUCUUUGGAGAGGGUGGCUGUCCGUCCUCCUGCUCCCGUUCCUGAACCAGAGCCCAUGUUGGCAGCACAGCUUGUCCCAGAGCAGGCCACGGAGGUAGCACGCUCUGCCCCAGAACCAGAGGAGUUGGCUGUGAGUGCUGCUCCACAGCCACAGAGGACCAAGAAUGUGGAGGUGGUGCCUGCUAGCCUGGUUCUUCAGGGGAACCGAGAAGCUCAGAGGGAGGCUCCCACCUCCUCUACCCCUGCUGCCAUGAAGUCUCGCCUGGCCAGACUGGCUGAACAAAGGCAGUACUGGGAUUCUGAAGGUACCUCUGAGGUUCGAGACAUCCCAGCAGCCCUGUCCCCAGUAAAGAACCAGAUCCACCCUAGGCAGGCUCUGGCCCCGGUCCCCACACCUGUCCCUGCUGCUGCAUCCUCAGAAGCCCCCAUGGGCAGGAAGGGUCGCCUGGCCAACCUUGCUGCCAGCAUUGGGUCCUGGGAGGAUGACCUCAGCCACGCCGCCCCUCAAAGUAGAGACCAUGCACAAGGGAACCCUGGUAGUGUCAGUAUCGCCACCCCUGCUUGGAGGAGAGAGGCAGGUAUCAAACCCAUCUCUGUGGCUGCAGACCGGACACAAAUGAGUCAGUCAUCAAACAGCAAGCGUUUUCUGGAUUCCAACCAGCAUCCUUUCAACUCCCCAGUUAAGUCCACCGGAGUGGUUCCCCCCAGCCACCAGAAGACUGAAGUACCUGAAGCCAGACCAGCUAGACAGACUAGCAGAGGUCUCCCCUCUCCUCUACCCAGUCCCCAGAGGAGUUGCCAGGGUAGAGCCUCAGCCUUCACACCCAGCUCCCAAAAAGGUGCUCCCUCACCUGUGCCUCAGAGCCCUCUGAAGAACCAGGCCCUGUCCCGAGCCCUGGAUGUCAAUGCCAGCCCCAAGAAGUCAGAGCUCCCUACACAGCCCUCUAACACUGAGCCCUCUGUCCUGCAGACCAGGGAGAGGUUCACCAAGGAAGCCACCCCGGCCACUCCCCUGCAGCAGAGAGGCACCGCAGGAGCAACAGGUGUCAAGUCGUUCAUGGAGCGUUUUGGGGAGAGGUGCCAGGAGCGCUCCGGCCUGAGUUCCACUGAUACCAGCCAUGGAGCUGCCGCUCAUACUCCAACCGUAGUAAACUCGUCUGGGGCAGGCCUGGUUGGUCAUACACCUGUGGUGAGCCAUUCUGGAACCCCCAACACCAGGCUGGUGCAGGAGAGGCUGAGAGCUGCCCAGGUUGCCAACACCACCACCGCUGACCUUGCACAGAAACAGAAACUGGAGCGCGAGUCGGAACUGGCUCAGAUUCGUAACCGGUUCCAGAAAGGGAACAACAUUUGGAAGAUCAAGGAUGAAGAGGCAGACACCAAGAGAAACACAGAGGCCAAGGAUCUGAUUGAGCAGCCUGAUGAGCAAACCGCUUCCCCUCUGGAUAGCCUGAAUUCAGCACCCAAAGAACCCAAUGUACCUGCUGCCACCAACCCAGCCUCCAGCCCUGUGAAGCGAGUAGAAUUCUCAGUGGAGGAAUCAGACGAAGAUGUGAGUCAUGAGCUAGAGGUGAACGUGGACCAGUCCAUCAACUCUGAUGUGAUCAAUGGGAUCUUUGACGGGCUCCAUGACCAGAGCGAGGUGCAGAGUGGUGAGGAGGAAGAUGAAUUGAACAUCUCCUCUAUGUCCAUCCUCACCCCCUUCUCUGAGACUGUGGCUGCUGUGGUCAAGAGCCCAGUGAAGAUGAUGAUGUCAACCCCAGCCAGUUCGUUCAACGCUAAGAGCCUAACUCCUGACAGUGUUUCCAGACCCAGUAAGUUCCAGAGGGCCCGCAUGCUCCGGGCUGGGUCAUCAGACAGGCUAGAGACCGAUGAUGGCCACAACCUGCCUUACAGUAUUGAUGCGUACAGGUCGACCAGGAUCAAGGAGAGUACGGAGAGGCCUCGUGUGAGGCAGGUCAUCGUGAGGAAGGAGGAUGUGUCUCGUAGAGCAGCAGAGGAACCCAGGAGCCAAGGACACACCAACAUCAAACAGAAGAUGAAGGUUCUGACCAAUGAAAUAAACCUGCAGCAAACAGUGAUCAGCCAGGCUAGCCAGGCCCUGAACUGCUGUACUGAUGAGGAGCAUGGGAAAGGCUCGCAGGUGGAGGCAGAGGCUGAGAGGCUUUUGCUUAUAGCCACUGAGAAGCGGGGGGCCCUGAAGGCAGAGCUGGACCGUCUGAAGGGAGAGGGUCCUAGCGGUCAAAUGGGGCAGGGUGGGGACAUGGGGGUCACAGCCUCCAAGGGAUCCAUCUCCCUCCUGGAACUACGACUGCCCCUCAAAGCUGACUUUGUCUGCUCCACUGGUAACAAUCCAGAGUGGUCCAGCCAUUACUUCUUCAUCAUGAUCCGUGCUGGAGCUGAGAAUACAGUUGCUACUCCCCUAGCCAGCACACGUAGUGCUAUCAGUGGAGACGCGAUCACCUUCUCUACCAAGUUCACCAUGCCUGAUGUCUCUAAUGAAUUUGCAAUUGAUAUUGAGGUUUACUGCCUGGAGCAGAAACGUGAGUUGAACCCUGACAAGAGGAAGAAGCCCAGCAAGUCAAAGGCCAUCACUCCCAAGAGGUUCCUCGCCAUCACUAAGAGCAGUCUGACUCCAGUGGUGGCCAGUCCUGGGGGCCCUAAUGCAGUACGAACCAGUAACUUUGUCCUGGUCGGGUCUCACAAGCUAACGCUAGCCUCUAUUGGGAAAAACAAGUUCUCAUUGGAGAAGAUCAAAUAUGAAGGCAUUGAAAGAGCGCUUCUCAAAGAUAUGUUUCACAGCAAGGUGCCUUUCCUGUGCCCCUUGGAGGGACACCUCUACCUGAAGAUGCAGUGUGAGGUGGGCUCCUUGGUGGAGGAGAGAGGCUUCUUGACAAUGUUUGAGGAUGUGAGUGGGUUUGGAGCAUGGCACAGGAGAUGGUGUCUCCUGUCAGGAUACUCUAUCUCCUACUGGACCUACCCUGAUGAUGAGAAACGCAAGAAGCCAAUUGGACGCAUCAACUUGGCCAACUGCACCAGUUGUAAGGUGGAGCCAGCCAACAGGGAGUUCUGUGCCCGGCCCAACACAUUUGAGCUGAUCACCGUCCGGCCUCAGAGAGAGAGUGACAUAGAGACGCUUGUCAGCCAGUGUAAAAACACAAUGUGUGUCACCAAAAACUGGCUGUGUGCCGACACCAAGGACGAGAGGAACGUGUGGAUGCAGAAGCUCAACCAGAUCCUAGUGGACUUGCGCAUGUGGCAGCCAGACUCCUGCUACAGGCCUGUUUGAGCACAGAGCCCCCGCCUGGACCCGAGGUUAACACCCUGAAUGGCUCUGGGUCUUAUAUGGACUGUCACUAUCAGUGACAUGAUGACUAAGUGCAAUACAGUAUGAAAGUUAUUCAAUAAGAUUUACCGGUGGAUGGUAUUUUUUAGAGGUGCUUUAAGACAGUUUAAGUUUGGGAUGGGCAACUGGUGGAUCAAUCCCCCCUCAACUCAGUCGGGGUCUCAAUUUACUGUUGAGAGUUAUAGUAGACUAUACAAGGUGUAAUUUGGUUGUGAAUCAGCAGUUUUUAUCUUGUCAGUCACUCGAUUAGCCCGCGUCAGCUAACAUUUAUUUAGAUUGGUAAGCUAGUCUAGCCAGCUAUCUAAACUUAUGGUAGUCAUAGUCGAAUUACAGUCUGGGGGGGACCCCAUUGAUUUUUGUUAGUUCACUCACUCAGAUGGCACAUUACCUGCAAACAUUUCUUUCCGAACAUGGCAAAAUGUGUAGAAUUGCAGGAAAUGAACUAAAACAUUUUCUCUCCUCUGUCAAAAGGGCCGCUAAAAUGUUUUGCUCGCAAGGUCGCUGCAUGUGUGGUUAUGGAUGUGGGUACUCGGACCUGUGAGCACUGCGGCCCCCUGUGAUGAGUUUAGAUUUUGUGGCCCCCACCCACAUCGAAGUUGCCCAUCCCUGGUUUAAGUUAUGAGUGCGAGAGAGAUCAAUAAAGCUGUACUUUAGUAGAUAUUACAGUAUUGACAGGGGUGCUGGUGCUUUUACACAAUCCAUGCUGACCCUGUAUUUUCAAUGCAUUUCCAACGUGUUGAGGCCAUACUACCAACUUUGAGAGAAUUUUGAGACAUUUUGGUUUUCUGUGCUGUUACUCACAUGAUCAAACUCCUGACGAGAUGUGGCUUUUUCGGUUGAAUCUGUUGUCUGAUUUGAGGAACAUUAUUAAAUAUUUAACUUUGUCACACCCAAUUCUAGAAUAAUCUGCUUCAGUGGCAAGGUGAUGCAUACUGUACUAUACUAUAUGAAUGCUCCUCUUUCUCAUAGUAUUGGGAGAAUGGCAUGAUUUGGAAGCACUGUUGAACAACCAUAAGAGGAUUUUAGAUUUAGCCGCACACUUAUCCACUCCAAUACCCUUCUUGUUUUGCUAUUCCCUUUUCCCCUUUGCAAUCUUAACUAUAGCUAAUCUUGUAUUUAUCAUGUUGCAAACUCUGGUUAUGAACUUCUAGGUCAAUGAGACUACGGAACGAGAACCCUUAAUAUUGUUUUAUGUAGAUGUUUUAUUUUUGUGUACAUGUUUUAAAUGGUUACAGUUAAACUGGGUGUGGGUCAGCAGAUAUGUGUAUAUUAUACCACCAUUAUAUUGUAAUGGUGAACUUUGACAGUUGAUGUUAUUGCAAUAACCUAUGGGCACAUUUCUAUUCUGAUUUUAGUUUAGCUAUGCACUGUCAUGAACUGCAAAGCUUAUUCUCAGUCCAAGUUUUAAGCAUGUGCUUAGAGGACUGAGUGCAUCACCUUUUUGUGCUUUUACAUGGAUGUUUUGGGGGGAAUAGUAUGUCUUAUCUACCCAUUUACCUAAUGCACAACGUUAAUUUUCCAUAUGUUGGCAGUUCUAUUAUAUCCUCUGAUCUGUCCGGUCUUUCAUUGGCACAACAAGCACUCCAAAUAUUCCUGAUGUACUGGUAAUUCUGAAACGACGAGACUUAAAUAAAUGCCAGCUUUAACCAAAA